AGGCUCCGAGCUCGGUGGACACCUCGCGAAGGACGUCUGGCGCGGUGCUGCUGACCACCGCUGCCAUGGCCGUGGCGGCGGAGGCGAAGAAGUGGCGGGUGGCAGUGGCCUUGGCCUGGGGCCUUCACCGCCGGCGCCUGCAGCCCACGGUGGUGACGUUGGGCACGGCGCUCAGCGCCUGCGCAAAGGCGGCCAGGUGGCGGCAGGCCAUCCAGCUGCUGGCAGACCUGGAGGUGUUGUCUUUGGUGCCCAACAUCAUCAUCUACAACUCGGCCAUCAGCGCCUGUGAGAAGGCGGGGCAGUGGCAGCUGGCGCUGGCCGUGCUCCGCCAAACCCAGCGCCUGCGCUUGCGCCAGGACAGCAUCACCUUCAACGCGGCCAUCAGCGCCUGCGAGAAGCGCCGGCGCUGGCAAGAAGCCUUGCUGCUCUUGGCGGAGCUGCUGGAGGAGGCGAGUCCCGACCUCACCAGCUUCAAUGCCGCCAUCAGCGCCUGCGAGAAGAGUGGGGAGUGGCAGCUUGCCCUGCAGCUGCUGAUGACCUGCCGCGGCCGCGGGCUGGGGGAUGUAAUCACCUACAACGCAGCCAUCAGCGCCUGCGAGAAGUGCGGAUGCUGGCAGCAGGCUCUGGCACUGCUGGCGGCGUUGGAGGCGCAAGGCUUGCAGGGCACCGUGGUCACCAUCUCCGCGGCCAUCAGUGCCUGCGAGAAGGGCAACGCCUGGGUGUGGGCCAUGGAGCUGCUGGCGCGGUGCGGGCCUAUGGGGCUGCAGAAGAAUAUCAUCACCUACAGCGCUGCCAUCAGCUGUGCCACCUGGAGGAGAGCGCUGCUCCUGCUGGCAGAGCUGGAGGAAGACCGCCUGGAGAGCAACCUGGUGAUCCACAACUGUUUAGUGGAGGCCUGCGCAGCUGCCGCGGACUGGCGCCAGGCCUUGGAAAGGCUCGCCGAUAUGGAGCGGAGAAGCCUCCGGCGAGACGCCACCACCUGCAGCGCAGCGAUCGCCGCCUGUGAGAGGGCCUUCCACUGGGCGGAAGUGCGGCUUCUGCUGGCCGAGCUUCAAGUCAGCGCGGAUCGUCUAGCCUUUGGCGAGACAUGAGCU
This is a messenger RNA of Effrenium voratum, 1094 nucleotides long. NCBI's taxonomy places the organism in Eukaryota, Dinophyceae, Suessiales, Symbiodiniaceae. The record is from the annotation of a GenBank genome assembly.